AUGGCGCCCAAAAGCGACGAGACGUGGAAGAGCCAUUGGAAAUGUUUUAUCGCCUGUGGCAUCAUUGUGCUCUCGCCCUUCCAAUAUGGCGUCGACUUUGGUCUCAUCGGGGGCCUGCAGGCCAUGCGUGGCUUUCUUGAGGUCUACGGCUACGAGGCUCCUGGCACAGCACUCGGAUGGAACAUCGACACAACCCGACAGCAGCUGAUCUCGUCUCUCAUGACGCUGGGCGCCUUCAUCAGCUCCGGCACCGCCGGCAUCACGGCGGCCUAUGUCAGCCGACGACAAUGCCUUUGGAUCGCGUGCUUCUUCUGCUGCAUUGCCAAUGUCAUGAUGAUGGCUACCGAGAGCAUUGGUGCCCUAUACGCCGGACGCUUCAUUAUCGGAUUGGCGAAUGGAUACUUCAUGACGUUUUCCCAGCUCUACAUCCAGGAGAGCAGUCCAGCACGGUACCGCGGCUGGUUCCUCACUGCUUUCCAGUUCUUCACGUCUUUUGGCACGUUGAUCGGCACCAUCAUCGACUGGGCCACCGCCGGCCGGCCGGACAAGUCUGCCUAUCUCAUCCCGCUCGGCAUGAUCUACAUCGUUCCCGUCAUCAUGACCGUCGCCCUGUUCUUUAUCCCCGAAUCGCCGCGCUGGCUCAUUCUCAUGGGUCGCUACGACAAGGGCGUCGAGUCCCUCCGCUGGCUGCGGCCAGUCGGUGCCGAUGUCAACUUCGAGGCAUCCGAGAUUAGGGCAGCCAUUGACAAGGAACGCGAGCUCAGCAGCGGCGUCAGCGUGCUCGACAUGUUCACCAACCCCAUCGACAGGCGGCGCACCAUUCUCUCCGUGUGCGCCGUCACGCUGCAGGCUGCGUCGGGGUCCAUGUUCAUCAUUGCAUACAAAGCCUACUUUCUCGGCAUGUCCAAGGUGGCCAACCCGUUCGGCAUGAGCAACGUGCUCAGCGCCAUGGGCAUCCUGGCCAUCUUCUUCAAUUCGCUCAUCGUGGUCCGCUACGGCCGCCGCCGCGUCAUCAUGAUGGUCGGCCUCGCCCUGUGCGGCGUUUUCCAGCUCAUCAUCGCCGUCGUCUACGACAGGCUGGGCGGCACCACGGCGACGGGCCAGGUCCUCGUGGGCUUCACGUGCGUCUACAUGAUGAGCUACAACGGCAUGAUCGCGACCUAUGCCUGGCUCGCCGGCGGCGAGAUCCCCACGCAGCGGUUGAGAAGCUACACCUUUGGCCUCGCCGCCGCUUGUGGCUUCUUCUUUGCCUGGCUGACCACCUUCACCGCGCCCUACUUCAUCAACCCGGCCUCGCUCAACUGGGGGCCCCGGUACGGCUUCAUCUGGUUCCCGUCGUGCGUUGUCGCGGCCCUCUGGGUGUUCUUCUACUUGCCUGAGACGAAGGGGCGUACGCUUGAGGAGAUUGAUGAGAUGUUUGAGGCUAGGCUGCCGGCGAGGAAGUUUAGGAAGCAUGUCUGUGUUGGGCAUGUUACGCAGCAGGCGGCGGAGAAGAAGGAGGUGUCGGAGGAGGAGGUCGAAAAGGUAUGUUGA
Parathielavia appendiculata is the source of this 1533-nucleotide messenger RNA. RefSeq names its product general substrate transporter. The record is from RefSeq and is a predicted model, not a curated record. The transcript has 4 exons. Gene Ontology annotation, molecular function: carbohydrate:proton symporter activity. The coding region runs from base 1 to 1533 and encodes 510 amino acids. Gene Ontology annotation, cellular component: membrane. Gene Ontology annotation, biological process: carbohydrate transport; transmembrane transport. Lineage: Eukaryota; Fungi; Ascomycota; Sordariomycetes; Sordariales; Chaetomiaceae.